Molecule: messenger RNA, 3022 nt
Organism: Gallus gallus (chicken)
Lineage: Eukaryota; Metazoa; Chordata; Aves; Galliformes; Phasianidae
Product: protein MANBAL-like
Exons: 8
Coding region: 892-1209 (105 amino acids)
Cellular component (GO): membrane
Source: RefSeq, a predicted model, not a curated record
ACUUCCGGGGCAGCGCGGCAUGGCGGCGGGAGGGCGGUGUCUGAAAGAGGACUCCCCGUUGGAAUUUGUACCAAGAAAACCCCAGGUGAGGAAUGGAGCAACAUGCCUUGGUGCUCUGUUUGAGUGGGGGAGUGGGCAAGGAUGAAGGUUUGUAAAGAUGUACUUGCUCUGGAUUUCACUGAGCGGGACGAGUCUGGGCUGAAGUUUUCUGUGAUUCUGUUUGUUGCAUUGGAACGGCUGCCUUAGUAGAUUGGAGGGAGGGAGAGGGAGAUUUUAAGACUGGAAGCAGUCCGGAGUGCAUGGUGUUUCUGCCUGCUUUGAUGAUGCUGCCUGCUUUGAUGAUGCUGCCUGCUUUGAUGAUGCUGCCUGCUUUGAUGAUGCUGCCUGCUUUGAUGAUGCUGCCUGCUUUGAUGAUGCUGCCUGCUUUGAUGAUGCUGCCUGCUUUGAUGAUGCUGCCUGCUUUGAUGAUGUCUUUGGGUCUGCAGUGACUGACAUCCUUCCAGGUACCUGGGUGUCCUCUGAAAGUUGUGUCCUGCAAUUCUUACCUACCAGGUCUUUGCCACCAAGGCUGGCUAAGAUGCUUUGGCAAAUACUAGAGAUGUUAUGUUGGGAUUGUUGAGUGCAAGGGCUUUAUAAGCAAGCGUUCGGCAUAGAUUGCUACUAACAACUGGAAGCAAACGCUGCUCAUUUGAAUAUCGAGGAACAGAGCCUGAGUGGCUGAGAAAUUGAGUUGGGACUCAGGAGAACAAUUUGUGACUGUCACAAACUUCCUGUGUGGCCAUUGCAGGCAGUUGGUGUCGUACAGCACAGCAGCAGCACGGUUGUGAAUACAUACACAAGUACUCAAGUUUGAGGACCCUUUUCUUCGGCAGGCGAUAAAAGACAACGCAAAUGCAAGUUUCAUGUCCCUCUCUGUUAUUAGAAGCCGCUCUCCUUGAGAACGUCUGCACUAUGGCUGCUGAACGGCAUUACUCCCCACCGGAGAUCUCUGAGCCCACGCUGAUGGAGACUGUGCUGCACCACGGACUCUUCUUUGGAGCCAUUUUCCAGCUUCUCUGUGUGUUAGCCAUUAUCCUGCCAGUUUCCCAGUCCCGUAAGACAGACUCGGAUGGUUCUGGGACUAAGACCUGGCAGGCGGUGAAGAAACCAAAGGCAAGUGCUGCGCAGCUAAGUAAGAAACCCAAGAAGGAAAGCAAAAAGAAACGAUAAGGGCUUGACCGACAAGCCUCAAAAGACAAAGGAAUCACCUGUAAUGCUUCCUCAGAGAUUGUACCAAAGGCAUCCGAGUAUGUCGUCUGGUUUUCUGGCAUUGCCAUGCUUUACCUUUCGCAGACAAUGGAGAGGAACUGAGGAAACUGGAAGGGAAGGGCUUCUGAUGUGUUACAAGCAAAGAGUCAUAAGCAGGACUUUAUGUGAUGUGAUUCAUGGGUCAGUCCCCAUCCAGUGUAGUAUGAGACUGAAAUAAGGCUAGACGGGACUGGAGAGUGGGAGGUGGUGACGUAGCCACAGAGUAAGGCAUCUUAAGCUUCUUGAUGCCAGCUCACAUCUUGGUUUUUUAGACCACAAAUGAGUCAGUGGGAGGAGAACCUGCUGUGUGAGGUUCCUCAGGGCUCAGAGCGGCUUUGAAGGAAAGGCUUCUGUGGCAGGGCUGCAAGUCUGCCGUCUUUUUGCAUACGUAGACUGCCAUCCUCCAUUGACAAAGGCAUUGUGAGCCCAGGUAUGGCAGUAGUGCUGUUAGGUUUCUGGUAGAGAACAGACGCAGAACAGCACAUUUGCUGAAACCAUCAGUUUGCUGCUCUCCCUUGCUGUUGGUGGAAAUGACGAGUGGACAGCACAAGGAAAGCAGAACAAAGCAUGUGAGACAAAAGCACUCUGAAGUUGCUUGGACAUCUCAGGACAAAGAAACAUGACAAAAAUUUCCCAUGCAAACAACACAAACUGGUAUCGUUGUUGAGUUUCCAUGGGUGAGGAUGGUAGUUGUUUUAUCUAACUCUGUCCUUCUGCAGGUUCCCUAAAGGUGGGCUCUGUUGCAUUCUUCUAACAGAGGUACAACUACUGAAAGAGUAAUGCACGCAAUACCCAAAAUACAGGAGUGCUUCCACAGCCAAAAACUGGUUGCCAUGAGCCCUGUGUGGUUGUUACCUCGGAGCAGCAGGCUGCUUCUUUCUCUGACUGAACGAGACUGAAUGAGUCAUUGCUAACUGGAAAUCCUGGAUGCUGGGGUUUCAUUUUGGGGGGGUGUGAAUUGAGGAAAGCAGAUUAGGCUAAAAGUUAUGUGCCUUCAUGAGGUGUUGAAUCGGCAGCUGCAGAUCUGACCUUGCUAAGCCAGGUUCUCACUGCUGAUAACAGAUGCUUUUCUACGGACUUGGACAGUUAGUGCAGACAGCGGGUGUCCUGUCUUUGCACGUAACAUCGUUAGCUCCCCUAUCUCUGGAAUGCAAGGUAGCAGGCUCAAACAGUAAAACCACAAAUUAACAAAGAAGCGGCGGAUUGGUGAACAGAGUUGUGGCUGAUGAGACGACCAAUCAGAGCCACCCAUCGUAACCCAAGCCCAAGAAAAUAGCACCAUGACCUUCAUCAGAAAGACCACCGAGAGACACGCGUGUGUAAAAGAGCUGAGACUUGGGGCGGGGGGGAGGGGGUUGUCAGUCCUUCUGGGGACUCAUUGUAAUAACCCAAACUUUUCUUGGACAUCUAAUGCAUAUGUAAGCAGCUUGGUCUUUAAGUAUGUGCCUUUCUUGCCCUCCGGCAUGCAGGCUAGGUGGGCAUAUCCCCCCCUGCAUCUGGCGUGUGCGCAGCGCUGAUUAGACAUACCUGCUCAAUCCCACUCAGAGGUGGGAUUGUGCUGUAUUUGCAGUUGGUUCCGAACAGCUCGAUACCUGUUUUGGAAUGUUGAUUAGCUGAACUUACGGUAUGCCUUUAGUAAUUAUCGUAUUCCACAUUUUAUUUUCUGUUGAAAUAUAUACUAAAUACAACCAAAAUAUUUUUGUUUAAAAUAAAAACAAGAAUAACUUUUUAAAAA